GAACAUGCUCCGCCUAAAGAGGAGGGAUUAAGUGACGAUGUUUAAAAUCCAGUGACGACAGCAUCGAUAAAAACACUGUUCACAAACAAGUCCUGAAGCUCAAUACUGUCGAUGGGAAAAAAAGAACUGAAAUAGCUGUUACUGUGACAGGUAGUGGGAGAAACCCGCUGUGACAAUGAUCAGAAAAGUGCUUGCCCUUUUUGGAGCCGGCGACGAGGAUGACAUAAAUGUCAAUGAUGUUGAGGACAACGAAAGCUGCGAAGACCUGAUCGAAUAUGAAGACGGAGACUGGGUUAUAAUCAAUGUUCAUGAGGGGAAUGCCGUGUCCUUGCCCGAGGUGGACCCCCUGGAGAAUCUCCUCAUCGAGCAUCCCAGUAUGUCCGUGUACCAACUGACACACCAGAGGGGCGAGGAUGACGACCUCGGGUCUGACCAAGAGGAAGAGGAAGAUGAGGACUCUGCCAGGCCCGUGCCCGUCAGGCAUUCUGCCCCCUGCAGGGCCGGAGUUCUGCAGCAGGGCCGCCACUUCCGCGCAGUCCAGAGGGCCAGGGCGCACGUGGAGCGCCGGACGCUGACCCGCACCGCCCUCUGCAGGCAGAGCCUCGCCAAAACACGCUACUGCCCCUCCGUCAAACGCUACGGCUACUUCAAACAGCCCUGCCAGCGCUUCUAUAACUACUGAAUGCCUCCUGUCCACCUGACCACCUGAGCUAGCCUUCCGAGUGCCUCUGGAUAUGGACAUUAACGGUCCACCUGUGAUUCAGCGCACUUUUUUUUUAAGCCUUAGUGCGCUAAUAAUGGCACAAAUCCAUAUCCAAUUCAUAAGUCACUGAAACAGAAAACAAGGAAAAAUAAAACGCAUAUGCCUCAGACUUUGAGUACUCGCUUAAAAGUAGCAUGUACUACGCAGUACUUCGGUUACGAUGACUGAUGAAAGUCAUGCAGCAUGUUUGUAAGAUGCAUCUGAUGUCUCGCCAUUUGCAAAAAGCUACUAGUGUAAAUUAUAGGACUAUAUAGUUUUCAGCUAAUUUAGUUGUUCUGCUGUUUUAGAAUAGGUACAGUAUAUAGUUGUGCGAGUGGAAUGUUCUUUUUAUUGUAGAACAAUGUUUUAUUUUGUGUUCAAUAACAUUAUCCUCAUAUAAAAGUAUGUACUGUUACAGAAUAAUGCUUUACAAUGCGAAGCAAAUGAUCUUACCUAUGCAGACUAAUACUCAAAUUAUUGUUUUUAAUGUGAUACAUUAUACUGUAUAAUUGCACCACUGCCGUUAAGUUGUGAUCUUAUUUUUAUAUGUUUUGCCUUCGGGGGGAAAAAAAACAAAUGGUGCAUAAAGAAUUGCAAUGACAGGUACAUCUUCAAUAAUGUGCACUACCUUUAUUGUUUUUAUUGUCAUGUCUCUGGUACACAUGUACUUUGCCAAGAGAAAAACAGUUUGUAAAUAUUACUAAAUGAUUCAGUUUUUGUAUUUGAGUAAACAUUUGUUUAAUACUCAACCAAAAAAAUAAAAAUACAUGUGUUUUGCUUAA
Messenger RNA from Conger conger (European conger), 1524 nucleotides. RefSeq lists its product as uncharacterized. The transcript is spliced from 4 exons. The record is from RefSeq and is a predicted model, not a curated record. Lineage: Eukaryota; Metazoa; Chordata; Actinopteri; Anguilliformes; Congridae. Gene Ontology annotation, biological process: autophagosome assembly; positive regulation of DNA-templated transcription. Gene Ontology annotation, cellular component: autophagosome; nucleus. The coding region runs from base 176 to 682 and encodes 168 amino acids.